UACCAACUCAUCUCAAAGUUCUUACAAUUGAAGAAAAACCGUUUGUUUACGUCAGAAAAACAAUUGAAAAUAAGUGUCACGUAGAUGAAGUCCCAUGUCCAUAUUUUGAUGUGGAUAAUAUAACAAAAGAACUAUCCAUGAUAAACUGCUGCAAAGGCUACUGCGUUGAUUUAUUAAAAGAAUUGUCGAAGACUAUUAAUUUUACAUAUAGCUUGUCACUGUCUCCUGAUGGUCAGUUUGGAAGAUAUGUUCAUAAAAGCAACCAUACUGGAAAAAAAGAAUGGACUGGUCUCAUUAGUGAAAUAGUAAAUGAACGGGCAGAUUUAAUAGUUGCUCCAUUAACGAUGAAUCCUGAAAGAGCUGAAUUCAUUGAAUUCAGCAAACCAUUUAAAUAUCAAGGCAUUACUAUACUGGAAAAGAAGCCUUCAAGGUCAUCAACUUUGGUCUCGUUUCUACAACCUUUUAGCAACACCCUAUGGAUUUUAGUUAUGGUAUCAGUCCAUGUAGUAGCCCUUGUCUUGUAUUUAUUGGAUAGAUUCUCUCCCUUCGGACGAUUCAAAUUGGCUAACAACGAUGGCACUGAAGAGGAUGCACUAAACUUAUCAAGCGCUAUUUGGUUUGCGUGGGGAGUUCUUCUGAACAGCGGUAUCGGAGAAGGUACACCAAGAAGUUUUUCUGCUCGAGUAUUGGGAAUGGUUUGGGCUGGAUUUGCGAUGAUUAUUGUUGCCUCAUAUACAGCUAAUUUAGCAGCAUUCCUUGUAUUAGAACGUCCGAAAACAAAGCUUACAGGAAUAAAUGAUGCCAGACUUCGAAAUACUAUGGAAAACUUGACAUGUGCAACCGUAAAGGGAUCAGCUGUAGACACGUAUUUUCGACGUCAAGUUGAAUUAUCAAAUAUGUACCGAACAAUGGAGGCCAAUAAUUAUAACACUGCUGAAGAAGCAAUACAAGACGUAAAAAUAGGGUAAGUAGA
Molecule: messenger RNA, 973 nt
Organism: Copidosoma floridanum
Lineage: Eukaryota; Metazoa; Arthropoda; Insecta; Hymenoptera; Encyrtidae
Gene: Nmdar1
Product: glutamate ionotropic receptor NMDA type subunit 1
Biological process (GO): monoatomic ion transport
Cellular component (GO): membrane
Molecular function (GO): ligand-gated monoatomic ion channel activity; signaling receptor activity
Source: RefSeq, a predicted model, not a curated record